AAACCGUUUCAAGGGCCGCCCCCCUGCGCCCGCGCCGCGCCGCGCCGGCCCGUCUUCCCAGCUGCUCGGCUCCGGGCUGGGAGAAACCCGAGCCGCUCUCCGGUCGACGCAGGCAGAGCGGGGUGCGGGGCGGGGAGGAAUACUCGCUUGGAGACGUCACUUUGGCCUUGGGGCUCUCCAGCCCUUUGGGAUUUCCAAUGGGAUCUUAGCCGCAACCGCCGCCCCGGGCCAGCCACGAUUGGAACGCUCUGCCCGGCAAGCUCUUCAGGACCGGGGAGCCCCCCGCCCUCCCUCACCGUUCGCCAGGUGUUUUGGCAUUGCACUUCUGCGUGAGAGACCCUUUCUGUAUUACAUAAAGGACUCCCAUCCCCCGCUUGACGGUCACGAUUCUUAUCUGCGUGAACACUUAUGGCUCUGUUACGAAAAAUUAAUCAGGUGCUGCUGUUCCUUCUGAUUGUGACGCUCUGUGGGAUUCUGUACAAGAAAGUUCACAAGGGGACUGUGCUCAGGAAUGGAGCAGACGACGACUUGGAGGCCCCUGAGGAAGUGGAGGAGGAGAUCCCUGUGGUGAUCUGCGCGGCAGCUGGGAGGAUGGGUGCUGCCAUGGCUGCCAUCAACAGCAUCUACAGCAACACCGACGCCAACAUUCUGUUCUACGUAGUUGGACUCCGGAACACGCUGACUCGAAUUCGGAAAUGGAUCGAACAUUCGAAACUGAGAGAAAUCAACUUUAAGAUCGUGGAAUUCAACCCUAUGGUGCUCAAAGGGAAGAUCAGACCAGACUCCUCAAGACCGGAAUUGCUGCAGCCUCUGAACUUCGUUCGAUUUUACCUCCCUCUGCUGAUCCAGCAGCACGAGAAAGUCAUCUACUUGGACGAUGAUGUCAUCGUACAAGGUGAUAUCCAAGAGCUGUACGACACCACCUUGGCCCUGGGACACGCGGCAGCUUUCUCGGAUGACUGCGAUUUGCCCUCUGCCCAGGACAUAAGCAGACUGGUUGGGCUCCAGAACACAUACAUGGGCUAUCUGGACUAUCGGAAGAAGACCAUAAAGGACCUUGGCAUCAGCCCCAGCACCUGCUCGUUCAAUCCCGGCGUGAUUGUAGCCAACAUGACGGAAUGGAAGCACCAGCGUAUCACCAAACAGCUGGAGAAAUGGAUGCAGAAAAAUGUGGAGGAAAACCUCUACAGCAGCUCCCUGGGCGGAGGGGUGGCCACAUCCCCCAUGCUGAUUGUGUUUCACGGGAAACACUCCACAAUCAACCCCCUGUGGCACAUAAGGCACCUGGCAGGGAGCUGGAUAGGAAGUGGAGCAGCCAGGACACAAACAGGCUGGAAUCCGGAUGCCAGAUAUUCAGAGCACUUCCUGCAGGAAGCUAAACUGCUGCACUGGAAUGGAAGGCACAAACCCUGGGACUUCCCAAGCGUUCACAACGACUUGUGGGAAAGCUGGUUUGUCCCUGAUCCUGCAGGGGUAUUUAAGCUCCAUCACAACAGCUGACAGAACUCAACGUUUUAAAUACUCCCUAUGGGAAAAGCUGCAACUGUCCCUUUGUAGCCUUGCAACACGUUUGCUUGAGGAGCAAUACCUUUGACACGUACAAUCCACGACACGAGAACCAGAAACUUCUCUGUGCAGAUUGGACCUCGGACCAGACGGGCACGGGUGUGUUUCCUUAAGCCCAAGUGAUAAUCGUGGAGGCCACGAUUCUGUGAGUGAAGCAUGUUGCUGGAAAGAAAGAAACCCAGCCGGCUAUGGGCAAUCAAGGUGCUUCCCACUGAAUGGCACUUACAGCCACAAAUUCAGCAUUUUCUAAAUGUAUUUUUUACAUGUAGGUAUUUUUUAACAGGUUCUCAAUCUUGCCUUUUAUAGCACUGUUACAUUUAAAACAUGGAGGCCUGAAGAAAUAAAAUUGUCAUUGAUUUUUAAAAUUUUUCAUCAUGUAUAUAUUCUGAGUGCUAAAUACUAGAAGGAGAACUGGUGCAGGUUUGAAGGGGGAAGGAAUACCAUUGAGUCUGGCCAGAAAAAAGCUUGAAGGCCAAGGGUAUUUCACUCUUAAAAAUUUUUUUUUAUUGUAAAGACCAUCAGACUGUCAGAUGAAUUUCAAAAUCUUUCCAUAUUAUUUAAUGAAAAAGUCUCAUACUGUCAUGUACAGGAUAUACCGACAUUUAUUAUGUAUCAGUCAUAUUCAAUGUAAAACACCAUUAUUGUAGGCUUGGAAAAUCUUCAAACCCAUUAUCUAGUGGGCAUCUGUCAUAAUUUAAAAGGUAUUUUCUCCAGUCAAAUAAAAAAAAUCUAUUGUAAAGCUACAAUAGUUAUUUCCUACAGCCAUACCUAGUUACAUGCUUUACACAGUCCCAUGAAAAAAUAAUUCCAUUGCUCCUAAUCCCUGAUGCAAGGCACUUCAGAGCACCCGCAGAAGACGGCCAUGUAAACAGCAGUACAGUACAUCAUUAAAUAACACGAAUGACUUCCACACAGCUUGACCUAGACUUCAGGAAAAAUAAAACCAUCAUUACCACAGCUAAAAAGCAUACUAAGAGUCACAAGAAUUUGUUUCUCUUAUUACAAAGAGAAGAACAAGACAUACCACCUCUCGGGGGAAAGAGGAACCUUGUAAAUAUUUCAUAUUGAAAAUGAGCAUGCUCCCUGGGUAUGUACGGAACUGGAGUAUUCAGGAGUGAGUAGGAGUCAAUGCAAAUGGCCAUUUCUGAAUACCCAGCUUGAACAUCUACCAGACCUAGGGGUCUGGACUAUUUGUAGCACCAUGGGAAAGGCAUCAGAACAUCACAAAGGUACAGAUUUCAAACCAACCUUCCCACGAGAUUCACGUAGUCCAUAGCAACUAAGUAUCAGCAAUGAUGCAGAGAAAGGAUUUUUAAAAUUAUUGGCUUACUAGAUAUACCUGGCAAGAAAGGUUCUGCAUUAUUUAUUUUGGUACAUCUCAUGUAUAGAAAGCACCGGUUUAAGUGAGAUUAUCAAACCCCUCCAGCCAUCUUUUGCUCAGCCUGAAAAUUCAUUUCUUACCCCAUUUCCAUGUCACCAACCUUAAAAUCAAGGCUAAAAUUACAAUGGUGAUAAAUACUGACAGAGAAAUUCAGUUCCUUCCCUAUCAGAUUUAUCUCUCAAGUAAAACACAGCUACGUGAUACAACGUCAGGGUUCUACUGCACUCUCUGGAACCGACUGUCCCAGCGGAGAGUUUCUGCCUCCUGGAGGAUUAGCACACAGGGGCCAGGAGGCCAAGGCCAGGGAAGGAGGCUGGGCCAGCCCUGCCACAGCAAGGCCACACUCCGUAUUUCUACUGCUAAGUAACUCUCAACACCACUCCUAACGUGAAGAGGUCUGAGCUGAGAGCAACUUAGGCAGCCCUGGGGUGACCCUCAGCUACCACCAAACACUAACAAAUGGGACUCCACUGAGGGCUAACUUCAUAUGUGAAAAGCAACAUACUUGCUUCCUUAGCUGUGCUAAUUCUUACCAUGAGCACACCCUCCUUAGGCAUAAAAGGAGUAAUAGUCUGCCUAGGUUUAUGCACAGUUAAGGAUCAACUAUAAAUAUUCAGACUGCUGUAUUUUAAAAUUACAGAUCAAAAGUGACUCCCAAAAGAAAAUCAAUUUCUUCACACAUGAAAUAUAUAAAAAGCUGGAAUGAUGGUUAAUUCACAUACAAAAUCACAUACAAAAAAACCCUACUUUUCCUUCCAAAUUACUUAGUUCAUACAGUUGGUUCUAUCACACAACUGUUCUACACUAAUGACAUCGCUAGAGUAAACUACUACUAAAAUAUUAAGUUAGCACACUGAGGUUCUGUAUCUUGACAACUGCAUUAAAACUGCAGCAUUCACGCGGAGCUGAGAAACAGCAUUCUUAGACACCCUGCUCUUGCGCUCCACAGUGAUUGUUCAGGGAAGGAAUCUGGUCUGUAAACGGCUGGGCCAUCCACUGCCCAUCUGGAAUGGCAUUGAGAGCUGAUUCUCUUAACUCCGCACUGUCCGCAGCUAGGAGAAAGGAAACAACGUCAGGCAAUUCUGCCCAGUCUACUUAGAAGUUUUAAAAUAAUCAAGUCAGGAGGUUUAAAAGGGAAUUAUUAUUAAACUAGUUAAAGGAGGAAAAUGCAACUAAGAUGCCUUAAAGGAAAUGAGUUGUAAUGUCCAUGUAAACAUCAAAUACCACCAACUUUUCACCAUCACUAAGUAACAUUUCGUAUAUUACCAUUCCCACUCGUCAGUACUUUACUCUCAUUCUGUAAAAUCUGCCUCUCACCCCCAGUCCCUGAAUCCUGACAGGACCAGUCUCUGGAAGCGACGCUCAUGGGGGAGGGAACAUACCUAGCCCAUUAGACGGGAAGCUGCAAGGUUCACUAUUGCACGGGUUGUCACUGUAAGCACCACCGUAGGCUGCUUCAUAACCAGGAUCGUAUUUUUCUUCCUUAACAGCCAUCUUCUUUGCAUCCUCUGUGACAGAGAUAAAAAAUUUAAAAUGGAUUUUGUACAACAAUUUUGAAGGCAGCUUUGUUGAGAAAUCAUGAGCAAUUCUUUCUUUAAAUGUUCAUGAAUGCUGAAAUACAUCUUUUGCAGUCCUCUUUUAAACUCUUUGUAGCAUAUACCAGAUGAACUCAUAAGGAUUACAGAAGCUUAUUACACUUAAUUUUAGGCACAAUGUGAUGUUUCCUGUAUCCUCAGGGUAUGCAGGUGGAGAACCUUGGUAAGAGACUUGCAGCAGUGACUAAUGGCUAUUAUCAGAGCCCUCUGGCUGCAAAUACAAUUUUUUCUUUUCUUUUCCUGUUUCUGUAUCCACAACCUAUUUUCUGUAUGGUAUAUAAAUGAAUGAAAGGAAUAACAGUAGCAUACCUUGGGCAAGCUGUAGGUCAAAUGUAUACCGCACUUCUUGAACGUCUGUGUUUCGUUCAAUGCCUUUCAACUGAUCUCUUAAGUCCUUCAACUUAAUGUAGUAAUGAACUUUGUCCUGAGCGCGAGGAAACUGAGCACACCUUGCACUGGAUGAUGGCAUCACAUAGCAGAGCUGGAAUCAAGGUUUUAGUUUCAGAAAUGUUACAAUUCUACUGAAUCAACUCAUACUGACAUUAUACAAUUUAUCUUAGAGUUACUAACUUAAUACCUAACCACAUACUUAUAUUGUAUGCAACAUCAAUAAAAGUAGUUGUGCUUAAGUUCA
Molecule: messenger RNA, 5176 nt
Organism: Oryctolagus cuniculus (rabbit)
Lineage: Eukaryota; Metazoa; Chordata; Mammalia; Lagomorpha; Leporidae
Source: RefSeq, a predicted model, not a curated record